Messenger RNA from Microdochium trichocladiopsis, 1596 nucleotides. Its product is annotated as kinase-like domain-containing protein. NCBI's taxonomy places the organism in Eukaryota, Fungi, Ascomycota, Sordariomycetes, Xylariales, Microdochiaceae. The coding region runs from base 335 to 1429 and encodes 364 amino acids. The transcript has a single exon. The record is from RefSeq and is a predicted model, not a curated record.
GCACAACAUAGUACUGUUGUGCGGCCGAGAUAGGAAGCAUGUCACGAGCAGAGCCCCAUGUUGUGACAAAAGUCUGGGUCAGCAGACAGGACAGGGUCUCUAGAUAACAGGUUCAGCUUGCAUCAAUUGAUCAGGCUUGGCCUCGGCGUCUCGAGAGGGGUCAUAACGAUCCGAGUAACGAUCAACACGUAUACCUCUAACUCACCCCUGGACUCUUCGGCUAUCACCUCGUAUAUUUAAAGCACAUCUUCUUAGGCCCCUUCAGCCUCGAACACUAAGGCUCACACUCGCACAUACAGUCCUCCACUCUACAUUUCAUGCUCGACGGUACACAAUGGGCUCAUUGACCAACCUUCCUCUCCCCCGCACGGCCGAGCAGGUAACUGCUGAAUGGCUCAGCAAUGUCCUAGGCUACAAGGUCAAAGCUGCUGAAGUCACCAGGACUGUCCUCGACGAGACUGCAUCCAAGCUCUUCAUCACCUGUCAUUAUCAGGAUGAGAGUUCGCAGGAGUCUCGGCCACGCUACCUGUGCGUGAAAGGCGGGCUCAAUCCAGACAUGUUCAACCUCGAAGGCUAUCACGAGAUCCUGAAGCUCAUUUACACCCGCGAAGCCCUCUUCUUCUCUCGCAUCGCGCCAAAGUUGCGCCCUGAGCUGAUUCUCCCCAAGAUUUGGUGGGCGGGAGCAGACAUGGAGAUGGGGCAGGGCAUCAACGUCAUGGAAGACCUCAACCACGUCGGCGCCACCUUCGGGAACCCACUUGAUGACUGGUCCGUCGACAGUGUCAAGAUCGGCAUCGAGCAGCUGGCGGCCCUGCACAGCUCGACCUGGGGCAUGACCGCGACAGAUGAGAACGCGUGGAUUACUCGUGGAUACGACCAGGUCUUUUUGGGUCUGACGAUGAAUUGGGACAACAUGAUCAACGGCGAAGGCCGGCCCGAAUUCCCCAGCAUCAUCAAGGGCUCGCGAUCACGCGUUGUUGCGGCUUUGACCAAGCACUUCGCCAUCAGAAAUCCUCGCUUCCAGGCGCUGCUGCAUGGCGACCCGCAUACGGCCAACACAUUCUUUGACAAGGCCGGCAACCCGCGCUUCCUCGACUGGCAGCUCCUGCACAUUGGCUCCGUGUUCCACGACUUCGCGUACUUUGUUGUUGGGGCACUCUCCGUAGAAGAUCGGAGACAGCACGAGGUUGAGAUCGUGACGCACUACCUCGAUACUCUUCACCGGUUCGGCGUGCCAAAGAUGACGGUCGAUGAUCCAGAGGUCAUGAUAGAGUAUCGCAAGUCGUGCAUGUCAGGCAUCGGGUGGAUGCUUACUCCUUACAACAUGCAACGCAAGGAGAGGGUGGUGGCCAUGAGCGCGAGAUACUGCGCGGCUAUUGUGGAUCACGAGGUCAUCGAGCUGCUGGAGUCACUUCCCGGCCCGGAGUGAGGCUGCAGGUGCUGUUCAACUAGAUUCUACCAUUGAGUCAUGGGUUGUCUUGUACUAGCAAUGAUGGGGGCAGAUACUCCCCUUCGUUGCCGCCUCAUUAUCAACGGGUGAUAUUGCGCUGCUCCACGUCUCGUAGAUUAGAACAGAGUCCCAUUGUUUUAUUUCCA